This is a messenger RNA of Penicillium canariense, 1113 nucleotides long. RefSeq names its product rhomboid family protein. The record is from RefSeq and is a predicted model, not a curated record. The transcript is spliced from 2 exons. Gene Ontology annotation, cellular component: membrane; Golgi apparatus. NCBI's taxonomy places the organism in Eukaryota, Fungi, Ascomycota, Eurotiomycetes, Eurotiales, Aspergillaceae. The coding region runs from base 1 to 1113 and encodes 370 amino acids. Gene Ontology annotation, biological process: retrograde vesicle-mediated transport, Golgi to endoplasmic reticulum.
AUGCCCGUCCGAGUCAACAUCCCCCCGGCCACGCGCGCUGUCCUCAUCAGCCUGCUGGCCCUGUCGCUAAGCUACAACAUCGCCCGAUGGCGCCAACUGGACACCUCUGCCGGCAGCGUCCAAAGCAGCCCGAUCAUUCCCUACCUCACCCUCGUUCCCUCCCUCUUCUACUACUACCCCUGGACCCUACUCACGGCUACCUUUGUGGAGCAGAACAUCUUCACCGUUCUCCUUAAUGCCGCCACCGUUUUCUAUGGCGGCAAGUAUCUCGAGCGCGCGUGGGGGUCCCGCGAAUUCGCCAAGUUUAUCGUGGCCGUCGCGCUGAUCCCAAACGCCGUGAUAGUGCCAUUCUAUCUGAUCUGGGGUGCUCUCGGGGGUUCCUCGAGCCGAGCUCUCACCCAAAUCUGCGGCGGCGUUGCCAUCCAAGCCUCUUUCCUCGUCGCCUUCAAACAGCUCGUGCCCGAGCAUACGGUCGCCAUCUUCAAGGGCCUCGUCAAGAUGCGCGUCAAGCACUUCCCCGCCCUGUUCCUGCUCCUCAACACCCUCAGCGGCUUGAUCAUCGGAACCGACACCGCCGCCGUCUUGGCCUGGCUCGGCCUCCUGUCCAGCUGGACUUACCUCCGAUUCUACAAGCGGCAGCCCGAUCUCACCGGUACCUCGACCAAUGGCCGCGGGGUCCAGGGGGAUGCCAGCGAGACCUUUGCCUUCGCGUGCCUGUUUCCCGACGUAAUGCAGCCCCCCAUCGCAUUCGUCGCCGACCGGAUCUAUGCGCUGCUCGUCGCAGUGCGGAUCGUCACACCCUUCUCGGAGGCAGAAAUCGCCUCGGGAAACCAGCAGGUGCUGGCUCGAGAGGAAGCGGGGCUGCCGACGCUGCUCAACAAUUCGCGCGGAGGAGCGCGCGGCUCGGGCAAGCGGGAAGAGGCCGAGCGGAGGCGCGCGCUGGCCCUGAAGGCCUUGGACCAACGACUUCAGGCGGCAGCUGGAGGGCGCCCUCCUGCCGGACUCUCGACUUUCGGCGAGCCCUCCUCUCACCGACCGACGACGCCGACGCCGUCGGCAUCCACGGGGCAAAGUAUGUUGGGCGAGACCAGCUACAACCCCGAUCAUGCAUAA